UGCCGGCAAUGGGGGCGGAGGGAGCCUUUCAGCCAGGCUUCCUGAACAGCAAAGUUGACACUUCCCAGAUAAAGGUAUCGCCUGUAGGAGCUCCAACAGCAAGUCGGGGUGCUGGAAAGAGCGGAGCUGGGGCACGCGCUGCCCCACACCCCGGGGCAGCUCCACGUGGGGCAGGGAUGACCACCUGGCUGUGCCAGGGGUGGCUUCUCUCCCUGCUCGUGGAGGUCCUGCUCAGCCUCCUCAGUCCAGCUUCAUCCCCUGAGCUGGUGACAUCUGAAGAUGCUGCACUCCUGGGUGAGGUGCCUGAGGACAUCCUCUGCUUCUCCCGCUCCUUUGAGGACCUCACGUGCUUCUGGGAUGAAGAGGAGGAGGAAGACACGAGCGGGAAGUGCCGCUUCUACUACUGGUACAGCAGGGAGGUGCCCAAGGCGUGUGCAGUUUCCACGCAGAGCCGUGGGGCCAGCGGGAUGCGGCACGUUUGUGUGUUCCCCAGCCAGGAUGUGCGGCUCUUCAGCCAGCUCUCUAUCCUCGUCGUGAACGCCACCAGCAACCAGACCAAGUACUCGCGGGAGCUCAGUGUGGACACAGUGGGUCUCAUUGCCCCACCAAGGAACAUCACGGCCACCUGGACUGGGGUGGCAGGGCAGCUGUGGGUCACCUGGCAGCCCCCACUCACUGAUUACCUGAACUUCUUCCUCUAUGAUGUCCGUUACUGCAUGGAGGGCUCUGGGGAGGCACCGUGCAGUGUAACGCUGGACCCCAGCAGGCAGCACAUUGAGGACUCAUCAGUCCUGCAGGCCAGGAGCACCCAGGUGCCCACCCCUGAAGGAGCUGCAGCCUCCCCAGGUGCAGGGCAAGGACUGGUACAGACCGACAGCUGGGUGCUACUUCGGGACUUGCGGCCUGGGGGGAGGUACCACAUCCAGGUGCGCAGCAAGCCCGAUGGCCUCUCCAUGGAUGGCAUGUGGGGCCCCUGGUCACAGGCAGUGGCUGCAGAGACACCCCAUUCCUCUGGAGACAUCGGCCUGCUCUGCACCACCCCUGACCUGCAGCACGUGCGCUGCGAGUGGAGCUGGGACCCCGCAGAUGCCAGCAGCUCCCAUGAGCUCUUCUACCGGGCACCUCAGAGCAGGGCUGGCAAAAGGGAAGCAGCAUGGCAGCGGUGCGAGGCGGUGAGCAUGGGGGCCCAGGGCACCCAUGCCUGUACAUUUCAGCCCAGGGCUGGCAGUGCCAUCUCUGUCCUGGUGAAUGUCACCUGGCCCCACGCGCGGCCCACGCUCAGCUACUUCAGGGAACCCUUCUGGUUGCACCAGGCUGUGCUCACAGACCCCCCACAGCUCCUGCAGGCCACGGUGGUGCAGGGCCGGCUGAGCCUGCAGUGGGUGCCACCCCUGGAGGAGCUGGCAGAGCAGCUGGCUUAUCAGCUCCGCUACUCCGUGGAGAAUAGCCACGACUGGAAGGUCUUGCAAGUCCCACGGGCAGCCAGGAAAGAAGUCCUGGACCUGCGCCCUGGCGCCCGCUACCUUGUCCAGGUGCGAGCCCAGCCCAGCGGGCCAUGGUACCAGGGCAACUGGAGUGCCUGGUCCAAACCUGUUGUGGUUGAUGCCACGGCUGAUGCGGGCUGGAUCAUCCCAAGUGUUGCGGUGGUGCCACUGCUCUUCACAGGAAUGCUCUUGGGGCUGAGGUGCACCUUCCCCUCCCUGUAUAGCAGUGUGAAGCAGAAGCUCUGGCCACCUGUCCCAGACCUGCACCGUGCACUGGGCAACUUCCUCAGUGAGAGCAGCAAGCACAGCCAGGCCAACGCCUUCUACAAGCAGCCCCCGGAGGAUGCCGUGCUGCCCUGCCUGCUGGAGGUGCUGUCGGACCGGCGGGCCACCAAGCUGGCCGCGCCACCCAAGGGGCCGCCGGGGCGGGAGGGGGCCUGCGACCCCCCACAGGAGUACGCGGCCGGCAGGCUGCCCGGCGGCCUCCCGGCCAGGCAGGGCACGCCCUGGGGCUCCGCGGAGCGCCCCGCGCCCACUACGGACAUCGCCAACCAGUCCUAUCUCCUCAUGAGCGGCUGGGAGCCGCGGGGGCCGCCCUGAGCGCGGCCCGCGGCUGCCUCGCCUCCCCGCUUGUGCCAUAAACGAGACGCAGACGGACUCGGCCUCCUCUC
Messenger RNA from Dromaius novaehollandiae (emu), 2155 nucleotides. RefSeq names its product MPL proto-oncogene, thrombopoietin receptor (gene MPL). Gene Ontology annotation, biological process: cytokine-mediated signaling pathway. Gene Ontology annotation, molecular function: cytokine receptor activity; protein binding. The coding region runs from base 9 to 2084 and encodes 691 amino acids. The record is from RefSeq and is a predicted model, not a curated record. The transcript is spliced from 12 exons. Gene Ontology annotation, cellular component: external side of plasma membrane. NCBI's taxonomy places the organism in Eukaryota, Metazoa, Chordata, Aves, Casuariiformes, Dromaiidae.